AUGUCGGAAGAGCGGAUGCAAACUCUGCGUGUAGAGUUGAAGACAUGGGAGAAACAGUUCUCUGUCCAACACGAUGGGAAAAGACCGAGUCGUGAUGACAUCAAGAACAAUGUCGAGAUUGCUGCAAAGUAUAGAGAGUAUGAUAGGCUACGGCGGCCCUCGGCCAAGCAGACCGAGUCGACGAAACCUGAAAAACCACUCCAUGCAACGCCCAGGAAAGCUCGUCCAGUAGCCGCAACACCACAGAAGCCCAACUCGCAAUUCCUUGUCCCAAGCAUCCCAUUACAAGAGGAGGAAGUAGAACUCGAGCCCACGCCCGCCGCUGUACGAAUGCACCUCGGCCCCACGCCACAAAAAGACGGCCAUAUUCUGAGUCUUUUUGACGACCUGUCGUCAACUGCUUCCAAAGCAUCCCGUACCGUUCUCGCAUCCAUAGAAGCGAAUGCAAAUUUUACUCCGAGUAAACCGGCACAACCUCUUUUCGGCAACAACGAAUCGCCACCGGAGAAUGUACAUGACCGCACUCCUGCCUCAAGCAGCAAACGCUUCCUACUCGACUCGUUCGUCUCGACCACACCUCUAAAGAGAAAGCGUGAGGAUGAUGAACCUACCCAUGCUACACCAUCGAGUGCCAAGGGUCUCUCGACACCCGCCUUCUUGCGUAGGACAUCCAACAUGCUCAUCAUGGACUCCUUGGCCGAAGAAGCCGAAAACGAUGACGAGAUCAAGAGUAUGAAUAUCGGCAGAAUGCGACAACCGCCCUUCAAGAAGCGUGGUCUGGUUAGAAGUCUCAGCAGCAUGAUCCAAGGCAUGAGGAAACAGGAGGAUCACAGGCUUGAUGAAGAAAUGGAGAUGAUGCGUGAGAUGGAGAAUGGCGAUGAUGAUCAAGAACAUCCUAAGCCUGUUGUCCAAGUUGAAGACAGUCAGGUCGUUAUGCCAUUAGGCCCUGAUCAAGCUAUCGAGAGCGAAGAGUCUGAAGAGGAAGAGAAGGAUGCUGGUGUCUUUAGGAAGCCGUGGAAGAAGAAGGGCUUGAAGCGUCAGACAAAGCGUGUCAUCAUGCGACCUGCACCGAAGCCUAAGGCUCCAGCUCAAGGAGAGCAUCCGGAUCCGCCUUCUGACAACGAAGGCAACGUCGCCGAAACACAGCUUCCCGAUGCCGUGAACGAUGUCGACUCGGAUGCAGAUUCGGAUGCAGCAUAUAGUGACACGGAAGCUAAGCGCAAGCGACAACUGACAAAGACUACAACUACGGACAAAGACGAUGCCUCGAAAAGCUCCAAGAGCGAUGGGAUCGUCAAGAAGGCAGCUAAGAAGAUCAGCGCUACUGCACACGCAAACUUCAGAAAGCUCAACAUCAAGAACAAGAACUCGAAAGCCAAAGGCAGAGGCAGAUUCGGAAAGAGGUGA
Messenger RNA from Aureobasidium melanogenum CBS 110374, 1407 nucleotides. RefSeq lists its product as uncharacterized. The transcript has 3 exons. Gene Ontology annotation, cellular component: DNA replication preinitiation complex. Gene Ontology annotation, molecular function: single-stranded DNA binding; DNA replication origin binding. Gene Ontology annotation, biological process: DNA replication initiation; mitotic DNA replication preinitiation complex assembly; DNA replication. The record is from RefSeq and is a predicted model, not a curated record. NCBI's taxonomy places the organism in Eukaryota, Fungi, Ascomycota, Dothideomycetes, Dothideales, Saccotheciaceae. The coding region runs from base 1 to 1407 and encodes 468 amino acids.